This is a messenger RNA of Eruca vesicaria subsp. sativa (arugula), 894 nucleotides long. The record is from the annotation of a GenBank genome assembly. Lineage: Eukaryota; Viridiplantae; Streptophyta; Magnoliopsida; Brassicales; Brassicaceae.
AUGGUUGCGCAGGAGAUAUCUGAUGAUUUACAAGCUUUGUUUGUCGCAGCGAUCGAAGCCUCUUAUCUUACACGAGACCUAGGCGGCAUCGAACGCUGUGUCGAUUUGUUGAAUAGGUUGAAGUCUAAGUCUCUCUCCGUCAGCGACAUUCAACGAUUCUCUAAGUCCAUAUUUAGGUUGGAGACUCUGAGAACUCACAAGAACCCUAAGAUCCGUGAAGUAUCUCAAUCUUUGUUCCAUUCAUGGUUGGCUACUCUUUACGCACAAGGAAGAGACCAAUCUCUCAAGCCAAAGAAGAAGAACCUUGUUCCAACAGAGUGUUCGAAAAAAGAACAUAGAUCUAUCUCAAGUCUUGAACCGAAGGAAGAGAUUAAGAAAAAGACAGGCCUUGUGGAGUUGAAGACAGAGACACAACGAGACAACAGAGACAAAGAUGGUAAGGUUACAACCAAAACCUUGCUUCCUCCUCCCAAGAGAGUCGCUUCUUGCGCAAACCCUAAUUCCGCGGCGAAAACAGAGGAGAUGUUGGAGUUGUUCGAAGCAGCCAAGAAAGCUGCUGACGUGGCCAACGCUAAGGGUAUUCUCUCGGGCAAAGCAGAUGCGUCUCGCUGCGUCGAGGCUAUCUCUUUGCUCAUGAAGAUGAACGUCACUCCAAAACCUAAUGAGCCAAGAAGGAUUAUGGAGAGGCUUCAGGGACUCACAAAGCACAAAGACCGUACUAUUUGCAACGCUGCAUCAUCCCUUCUUCAACUUUGGAGGCAGAGGAUCAAAGAAGGUGAAGCCAAAGCUGCGUCUACAAUCGAUAUGAUUCUUUCCAAACCUUGUGGAGCUCAUCAGAUACGUGGUCAGAGCUUCACAAGAGAACCUACAAAGAAGAGGAAACUAGUGAUGUGA